Molecule: messenger RNA, 1515 nt
Organism: Aspergillus tanneri
Lineage: Eukaryota; Fungi; Ascomycota; Eurotiomycetes; Eurotiales; Aspergillaceae
Product: putative cytochrome P450
Exons: 10
Coding region: 1-1515 (504 amino acids)
Molecular function (GO): oxidoreductase activity, acting on paired donors, with incorporation or reduction of molecular oxygen; iron ion binding; monooxygenase activity
Source: RefSeq, a predicted model, not a curated record
AUGCCAAUCGACCCCACUAGCCUGAUCUAUAGUGCCUUGACGGCCGUCCUAAACUACUUUGCUGCGUGGGUAUACCUGUUCGCGGGGCCGAGCAUUAUCCAGGGAGGAUUUGAAAAGGCAAAGGGUCAACCAUUUGAGGUCUUCGCACCCGAUAGUAGAUAUGUGUUUGUCUCAUCAGCCAAGCAUAUCAAGGAGGUUGAUAGCGCCCCUGACACGGUGCUUUCCCUCCAUGCCGCAUCUGACCAGGUCAGCCUUUUCUUGCCUUGGUUUGGGGCCAAUGUUGUAGAUAUGUCCAUUUCUGACACCGAGCAGAUGCUCCAAGCUAAAUACACUAUGCAUGGGUUCAAAUGGUUCGAUCACAGGGGAACCAAGGGAAUUGGGUAUGUACGUGCUGUACGCACUCUGUUGACACGCAACCUGCCCCAGAUCCUGCCAGAUCUAAGGGUUCUUCUUCGAAAUCGCUUUACAGAGAUGCGUAAGGAGCAUCCAAUUGUGGAUGGAAACUGCCAGUCCCCGGUGUAUGAGAUGAUUCUCAAAUUGGUGGUCUUAGCCAAUGCAGACUCAAUUUUCAGUUCAGAACUUAGCAAAAAUGAAGCUUUCAUGACAUCGGCGUUGGCAUAUAUCGAAGAGACCAUGAUGAGUGCUGAAAUAAUCCGAUUGAUGCCUCACGUUUUAGCCCCAGUUGUUGGUCGACUGAUUUCUGGACGACUACACUCUCACCAGAUCGUGUUUAACACAUUGCUUCCCAUUGUUGAACAACGGUGCCAGGAGAGAGAGAUGGCAAAGUUGGGCCAUGCGGUCCCGCAACAUAUGGAUUGUAUCCAGUGGAUUCUAGAGAGUUCACCACGGAAGCAACCCUGCUCAGCGGAACAUGUCGUUCAUGAAUUGAUGGCUAUCUGGUUCGGUUCUGUCCACGCAUUGUCGACGACGAUCACCUUUGCCAUUCACGAUCUCUGCCUCCACCCCGAAUAUAUCGAUCCCCUCCGCAACGAGAUCGAAACCCAGUACGAUGAGUUCGAGCGCACGGGCCAGGGUCUCCCCCUGCUCGAUAGUUUUAUUAAAGAGUCAGCUCGCCUGACCCCGGUCGAGUCCAUGAGCACCCGUCGUUAUGUCCUACAACCCUUCAGCCUUUCCAACGGCGCCAAAUUAUCCGUCGGUGAUUGGGUCUGCACCCCUGUCCGUUCCCUGAUGCAACAUCCAGACAAUUACCCCGAGCCCCUCACUUUCAACGGGUUCCGGUUCGUGGAUCCCCAUAUCCUUCCUGGGCGCUUCCACCCUCUCCAACCCAAGCCAUCCAGGCUCACCGAUGUGGAUAAUACCUGGCAUGUGUGGGGGACAAAUCGACUGGCGUGUCCUGGUCGAUUUUACGCUGCAGCAGUCAUAAAGGUACUUCUCAGCCAGAUCAUUCGGGACUAUGAUUGCCAGUUGGUGGAUCCCGAUGCCCGACGCUGGUUUUCUUGGAGGUCCAGCAUGUUACCGAGUAAGACUAGCAUGGUGGUGUUCACCCCACGCUAA